Messenger RNA from Entamoeba dispar SAW760, 2925 nucleotides. RefSeq names its product hexokinase, putative. The record is from RefSeq and is a predicted model, not a curated record. NCBI's taxonomy places the organism in Eukaryota, Evosea, Mastigamoebida, Endamoebidae. Gene Ontology annotation, biological process: carbohydrate metabolic process; intracellular glucose homeostasis. Gene Ontology annotation, cellular component: U2-type prespliceosome; commitment complex; U2AF complex. Gene Ontology annotation, molecular function: D-glucose binding; ATP binding; poly-pyrimidine tract binding. The transcript is spliced from 2 exons. The coding region runs from base 1 to 2925 and encodes 974 amino acids.
AUGCAAGAAAUCAUUGACCAAUUUGCUAUUGAUAAAGAGAAGAUGGAAGUCAUUGUAUCUAAGCUCUUAGAAGAGAUGGAAAAUGGACUUCAAGAUAAACCAAGUACUCUUCAAAUGCUUCCAACAUAUGCCCCUAUUCCUACUGGUAAAGAAGUUGGUACUUUUAUGGGUAUUGAUGUUGGUGGAACUAAUCUCAGAGUCUUAUUAUUAGAAAUUCCUGAACCUGGUGUUCGUGGAGAACUUAAAUCAGUUGAAUGUAUUAUGCCAAAAACAUCAACAACCAUAGACCAAUUCUUUGGAUUUAUUGCCCAAAAGAUUAAAGAGUUUGUUGAAAAUAACAAUUUAAAAGAAAAAGAAAUUAAAGCUGGAUUGACAUUUUCUUUUGCUGUUGAACAAAUUGCUAUAGAUAAAGGAAUUCAACAAUCCUGGUCAAAAGGAUGGGAUAUUAAAGAAUCCAUUGGUAAAGAUAUUGUUGAAAUUUUCCAUAACCAACUUGCAAAAGUUAAUGUUAAAAAUAUUAGGAUAGUCGCAUUUAUCAAUGACACUGUAGGAACAUUUGCUAAUCUUGCAUAUGAUGAUGCAUCAUGUGGUAUGGGACUUAUUUUUGGUACAGGAACUAAUGGAUGUUAUAUUGAGAAAACAUCUAACUUUGCUUCUUCUAAAUUAAAAUCAGUUUACAAAGAAGAUUAUAUGAUUGUUAACACAGAAUGGGGAGGAUUACAAUUCCCAGAACUUGGGCUCAACAGAUUUGAUGAUAUGAUUAAUGAUAUUAGUGUCAACAAAGAUCAACAACGAUAUGAAAAGAUGAUUUCAGGUAUUUACAUGGGAUGGAUAGGAUAUAGGUCAAAUAGAAGAAAAACAAGAAGAGAGUAUAGUCGUAGUGAAGACAGAGAAGACAGACACAGAAGAGUAGCUGAAGAAGAACAUUAUAACCGAAACAUUAGAAGAAGAGCAGAUAGAUCUCCAUCAUUAUCACCACUUGGAGAUAAGCUUCAUUCAAGAUGGGAUGAACAACCAAAAGCUAUUGACUCUGUUCAAAUAUCUCAACAAUUAAAUGUACACCAAGAACGAGCAGCUAAAAGAAUUUAUGUUGGUAAUAUUAACUCCUCUACAUCAGAAAAAGAUAUUGUUGAUGCAUUUAAUGAAGCAAUGAGAAGAGGAGAUUAUGUGGAUAAAAAUGACCCUCGUGAUAUUAUUACUCAUAUUGAAGUAAAUUAUGAAAGGUCGUAUGCAUUUCUUGAAUUUAGAACAUUAGAAGAAGCAGUCAAAGCACUGUCUCUCGAUGGUUUAACAAUUAAAGGAGCAUCAGUUAAAGUACGUAGACCAAAAGAUUAUAAUCCUGUUUUACCAUUUAUUAGUGGUCUUUCUCAAUUAAUGGAACCAGGAACAACAAACCCAAGAGAAUCUAUUUUGUAUAUGGGUAAUAUUCCAUUACAAAUGACUGAUGAACAAAUACGCAAGAAAUUAGAGAAUUUAAAUCCAUUAAAAAAAUUCUUUGUUAUAAGAGAUCCUGAUCUUGGAGCUCCACAAGGGAAAUGCUAUUGUUUAUUUGAAUACCAAAACCCUGAAUAUAAAGAGAAAAUUUUAACAUUUGAUGGAAUCAAUUUAGGAGGAAAUAAAAUUGAAGUAUGUAGUGGGGUAGAUGGAUUUAAACAUUUACCAAAAGCCUCUUUAAAUGAAUUAUUUUCUAAGAUGUUUCCUCACACUACUGAUUUAGUAAUUGGGACAUUAUUAAAUUCAUCUGUAGGAUAUUCUACUGUGUUUGAGAAAAUAUUAAAACCAUCAGAAAAGAUAGAAGACCAACACGUCAGUAGAAUUAUUGUCAUAUUUAAUAUGGUAUAUCCAGAAGACCUUAUUGAUCAACAACGAUAUAUUGAAUUAAUUGACGACAUUAGAUUUGUAUGUCAGGAGUACGGAGAAGUUGAGAGUAUUAGUAUUCCAAGACCAACUGAAGAAAAUAAAAAACCAAGUGGUCUUGGAAGGGUCUUUAUUGAAUUCAAAACUAUUGAUGGAGCAAUAAGGUGUUGGAAAGAAAUAGUAAAAAAAAGAUAUGACAAUCGCUCUUUAUUAGUUGGGUUUUAUAGUGAAAAGAAAUACGCAAAUAGAAUGUUUGGAUAUAUGGAAGAAGAAAAAGAAGAUGAUGAAGAAAAAGGCACUCAAAUGGAAGAAAUUCCUAAUGAACAACCUCAAACCAUAACAACAGAAAUAAAAGAAAAUAAUAAUCAAAAUAAAAUUACAAUAAAAGAACUAUCAAAUACAUCACCUCAAAAUGAAAUAAAAGCAGGUAUUCAUCAAAAUGAAAUAAACGAAGGUAUUCAUCAAAAUGAAAUAAACGAAGGUAUUCAUCAAAAUGAAAUUAUUCAAGGAGAAAAAACAAAAGAAGAAACAAAAGAAGAUAAUAAUCAAACUAAUGAUUUGAAAGAAAUUAAAAUGGAAGAAGAAAUAAACCUGCAAGGCCAAAAUAAAAUAAAAGAAAGUAGUAUUCAAGAAACUAAAAUGGAAGAGGAAAGAAAAAAAAUUGAAGACCAAACUGAGACCACAAAGGAAAAGUCACUAAAUUCAUUAACACAAAAUGAAAUAAUGGAGACCGAUAACCAAAAAGAUGUUAUUGCACAAGAAGAAACUAAAGGUGGUGAUAAUCAAAAUAAUAUUACCUACGAUAUCAAACCAGAAAAUGAAAUACAAAAUGAUGAAAUAAAAGAAGUCCUAAACAUAUCAGCUCAAAAUGAAAUAAAAGAAUAUGAUAACAAAAGUGUUGAAUUGGGCCAAAGUAAAAUAGAAGAAAUAAAAGAAAAUAGUGACACAAAAAACUUCUUAAAGAAAGAAGAAGAAGUUGUUCCAAAUACAUCAACCCAAAAUAAAGUAGAAGAGAGUAUUAUUCAAGAAGUCAAAAUGGAAGAAGAAAAAACAGAAAGAAAAGAAUGA